AAAUCAAUGAAUUAGGUGCAAUUUUCCCAGAGCGGAUCAGAACUCGUGGCGUCUUCAAAGGUCAAGCAAGCGGGCCCCACUCUCCCGAUCCCUUUGUCUUCCUCCAAGAUCAAGCGGCUCCAGGAGCCCUGAUGUUCCCACCGCCCAACACCUCUUUUUGAUCAGACGCCCCGGAGUCGGUUUGGAAGCGCCACGCCCACUCCAGAGGAUGGCCGCCGGAUGAAUCUACGCGCUCCUCCGUAGUCAGUCGGUUCCUCCCCUUACCCACCACGCGCUGCCCAGAAGCUGGAAUUUUGCCCACUGAUUCAGCAGUGGAAGUCCUUGUUCCAGUCCUCCCUCACCCCCCACCCCCGUCCCGUCGUCGAAAAGCUCAGCUUUUUCAGAAGAAAGAAGAAGGGAGAAAAACGGGGACGAGCCCUUAACUUUUUGAGCGGAGAAGGAAUCGAAAAGAGCUUCCUUUGCGCCCGGGUUUUCCUUCUCUUUCUCGCCGGGAAAUUCGGUCCCCAUCUCGAAAGAUUCCUUUUUGCGUUCUGGGGAUGCUUUCCCCAUAGGAGCUGCGCGGAUGAUCAGGGUGUCGCCAUGAGCAGGAUGAUUUGAUCUUAGAAGGGGUAAUUGAUGGCUAAUCCAAAUUCAUCGAAUUCACUGGUCUCUUUUGGUUCAUUGGAACAAAGGGGAGCAGAUAUGGCAGAUGCUAACUUGGCACUUCAACCUCCUCUGGGUCGCCAAAACCGGAGUAGCUCUGAUGGUCCAGUAGCUAUCCUUUGGGACAUCGAGAAUUGCCCUGUUCCCAGUGAUGUCCGUCCUGAAGAUGUAGCUGGUAAUAUAAGAAUGGCUUUGCGUGUGCAUCCCAUAAUUAAUGGGGCUGUCAUGAUGUUCUCUGCCUAUGGAGAUUUCAAUGCUUUCCCAAGGCGUCUAAGAGAAGGCUGCCAAAGAACUGGUGUAAAACUCGUCGAUGUUCCAAAUGGGAGGAAAGAUGCUGCUGAUAAGGCUAUCUUGGUUGACAUGUUCCUGUUUGCACUAGACAAUCCUCCACCAUCUUCUAUAAUGCUUAUCUCUGGAGAUGUUGAUUUUGCCCCUGCUCUCCACAUACUCGGGCAACGUGGAUACACCAUAGUCCUUGUUAUUCCUUCUAAUGUAGGUGUUUCUUCUGCUCUCAGUAAUGCUGGUAAGUUUGUGUGGGACUGGCCUAGUGUAGCACGUGGAGAAGGGUUUGUUCCCCCGGCCAAGACUAUAACAGCCCCACGUGGAGGACAUUGUGACAUCACAGGCUACUUCAUGGGGUGUCACAUCACCGAAAACCAGGACUGUACUAAUGAGGAGGAAGCAAUUGUGUACAGGGGGAUUUCACAGAGCUACUGCAACUCAAGAGACUUUUCAUUAAUAGCACAGUCCUUAUCCGAGUACAACAGCACAACCUUUGCAAUGCCUUCUUUUGCUUCAACAUCAAGAUCCCAUAGCCUUCCAACUGGUUUGAAUGAAGUUAUGGCUGGAGGACCGAGUUCUUUAGCUGAUCAAAAUGAUCCGACUUUGUGGGUACAGCCUGGGGAUCUGAACGGACUAAAAGGGCAGCUUGUGAAGUUGAUAGAACUUUCCGGAGGAUGUUUGCCUCUGACCCGUGUGCCUGCGGAGUAUCAAAAGGCUUUUGGUAGGCCUCUCUAUGUGUCAGAAUAUGGUGUAUAUAAGCUUGUGAAUCUUUUCAAGAAGAUGAAUGACGUAAUUGCUGUGGAGGGAAAAGGCCAAAAGAAGUUUGUCUAUCUCCGCAACUGGAAGGUGGGACCCAGUGCACCUGCUACGGUUUUGACAAAGAAAGAUAAGAAAGGAAAAGGGCCUCAGGAAGAGACUGAUGCCAUUGCGGGUGUCGGCUCUUCAGACGAGUUAUCAGAUGAAGAGCAACUGGAAUGUGAAGAGAGGAGCGUCCAAGGAAAGACUAGCGACAGAAGCGGUUCUCCAUGUGACCUCGAUGCUCGAGGUCUCGAGCAGUUCAAGCAUGAGCUGCAAGAGAUUCUAGUCAGCUAUUCAUGUCGCAUUUUCUUGGGUUGUUUCGAGGCAAUAUACGAACAACGUUAUAAGAGACCGCUGGAUUACCAAAAGUUUGGUGUGGAUGGGCUGGAGGAGCUUUUCAAAAAGUUGGGGGAUGUGGUGACCUUGCAUGAAGAACCUAUAAGUAAGAGGAAAUUCCUAGCGGCGGCUGGUUGCUAGAAGAACAAGAUGCCUGUCAAAACUCUUGUAAACUACAUUAGUUUUAAGUUAAUUGAAGCAUGCUUACGAUCAUGAAAUAGCCUCCUUUUGUUUUCAUUUUUCCUUUUUGGUCCUUGGGUCAUCCGAAAGUUGCAUAAAGGACGACAAGAGCUUGGACCACGCCUGUUUUUUCUGUUCAACGUGCGUCCCGCAUGGAUCGAAGUUUGCAUUUUAGAACCACCAUGCAAAGCUCUACUGUGUUGUCUCCUUGACUAAUAAUCUGUCAAUGAAGGUUGCAUUUUCAUUUA
Molecule: messenger RNA, 2486 nt
Organism: Eucalyptus grandis
Lineage: Eukaryota; Viridiplantae; Streptophyta; Magnoliopsida; Myrtales; Myrtaceae
Exons: 3
Coding region: 616-2199 (527 amino acids)
Biological process (GO): regulation of gene expression
Cellular component (GO): peroxisome
Molecular function (GO): RNA nuclease activity
Source: RefSeq, a predicted model, not a curated record